GAUGAUGGGCUUGACAUGACCGUCCCGGCAAUGGCAAGGCCACACAAGCGUUGGACCCAACACCCGGGAUGACAUGGAAAGCAAGGGUGCUCGGUGCAACUGUAACACCCCAACAUGUCCAGGGUUCUCACAUUUCAGCUUUCUUCUGUGAUCGGGCGUUUAACGACGGGGACAUCACCACAACCAACUCAGCACCCGAUGGGUGUUUCCUCCUUCGGUGACUUACAUAUUCGUCGGCAUGCAACGGGGCGCCCAUCUGCUGCCGGUAGCCCUUUCUCGAGCUGUUGCUACCCACCACGCCCGCUUCACAUCCCGGGCAGGCCAGGUCCUAAAUGUCCGACAGGUCCCCUUCACCAGCGAGGAGCUUCCCCACGGAAAAUGGAGCCCGAGAGCGGGAGCUAUGCGAGACAGUUUCUGAAACGGGCAAAGUAUGCUGCGAGUGUCCAGGGGGACAGGGGAUAUUUGGGGCAACAUUUCGCCGCGCCAAACCUCGAAUUCUGUAGAGAUCGCGAUGCAGACUGGGUCACUGGGACGGUCUGGUGGCCGAGCUCAUCAGACAGCCCAGAGUCCCCGCCUUGUCACACUACGCGGCACUCCUAACAACGCUCAAUCAACAAGCAAGUUGACAGGUUCCCGGCCUGGCUUGGAGACUCAUUACAGCAUUCAAGCUCAGAUAUCGUGGUCGUAAGGCGGGGUGGGCAUCAAUAUCACAUCCUGGCGGCACUUGUUUUCCUAGAGA
Messenger RNA from Parathielavia appendiculata, 739 nucleotides. RefSeq lists its product as uncharacterized. The coding region runs from base 115 to 600 and encodes 161 amino acids. The transcript is spliced from 3 exons. Lineage: Eukaryota; Fungi; Ascomycota; Sordariomycetes; Sordariales; Chaetomiaceae. The record is from RefSeq and is a predicted model, not a curated record.